UCGCUCCUGAGGAUCACAGAGGUGUUGUAGGACGCUCUGCUGUCAACAAAACCUUGGCAGGGAGGAGAGUUGAAUUAUUCAGAGAUGGGCUUUGGAGAAGACUUGUGGUGCCCCCAGGCACAUGCAGCCGUCAUGAGGCUGCUGGACUCAGAGCUUCACCUGAUGGAGGUCAUGAAGAAGUGGAUGGGUCAGCGGGCUAAGAGUGAACGGGAGUUUUCUGUGCAGCUGCACCACAUGGCUGCCAUGGUGGAGAAGCUGGACAGACCACAGAGCGGUGCAGGACAGGACUACAUCAGCCAGCUCAACAAGUCAUGGGGAGUGCUGGUCUCUCAGACCGAACUCCUGAGCCAAGUGAUGAAGAGACGCUCUGAAGAUCUGCUGAAUGGUCCCCUCAGCAAAUUGACUCUGCUCAUCAGAGACAAACAGCAGCUCCGCAAAACCUACGCAGACCAGUGGAACCUGCUGAGACAGGAGCUCAGCAAGGUGACUCAGACAGAGCUGGAGAGGCUGAAGAGCAGCUACAGACAAGCAGUGAGAGAUGCAGCUCAAGCCAAGAGGAAGUACAUGGAGGCUUACAAAGAUAAAGAGCGAGACAAGGCUAAAGAGCGUUACAUAAAGGCUUCACUGAAACUCUACGAGCUGCAUAAUGAGUAUGUGCUGUCCGUGCAAGCUGCUCAAGUUUACCAUCAGCAGCACUACAGUCAGAUUCAGCCAGCUCUGCUCAGUGCUCUGCAGACCCUGCAGCAGGACAUGGUGCUCAUACUAAAGGAGAUCUUCCAGGAGUAUUUUGACAUCUCCACUCUCCUCCAUCAUGAGGUGGUGCGGAUCCACAGGGAGAUGUCUUCUUCUCUAACAGCCAUCGAUCCCCUCAAAGAGUAUGAGAGCUUCAUCCACCAGAACAGGUCUGUGGGGGAAAUCCCUGCCUGUGUAGAGUUUGAUUGUAGUGUUCAAGAGGAAACUGAACGGCUAAAUCCAAGAGAGAUUGAACUGAACGAUCUCACGCUAGAAUCAAUUCAGCACAAACUGACGGCAGUAGAAGAGGAGCUGCUGGAUCUGGCUCGGACUCUCGGCUCUCAGCAGACCUCCGUGGAGCAGCUGGAGCUGGAACUGGAGGCCGAGCAGGAAGGUGUCAAGAAGGGCCAGAGGGUCUACCAGUUCAGCAAGAGACAUGCUCUGGAGGAGUGCCGGCAGCAGGUUGCUCUGUCUCAGGGCUUGAGGGCCAAACUGGAGGCCCAGAGGCUUCUUCUGAAGGAGAAACUGGACCAGCUGGGAUCCAGAGAACCACCCUCUGCUUUGAAACUUGAUGGAGACACCAGCUCACUCCCAUCAAACACAAGCAAUAACCACGGCCAAAUUUCUUCCAAACUUGUGGUGGACGGUAUCAUCAACAACCUGAGUGGCCUCUUUAAACCUAAAAGUGAGGCGCCUCCUGUUCAGGCGGUGGACCGUCCCCUGGGCCAGCAGGACUGGUACCAUGGAGCCAUCCCCAGACCGGAAGUCCAGCAGCUGCUGAAGACUGAUGGAGACUUCUUGGUGAGGAAGAGUCAAGAGAAGCAGGGUUAUGUGCUGUCUGUGCAGUGGGAAGGAGCCUGUAAGCAUUUCCUCAUUCAGAACACAGAUAAUCUGUACCGUCUGGAUGGUGAAAGCUUUCACAGCAUCCCGCUGCUGAUCCAUCACCUACAAUCAUCACGACAAUUCAUCACUAAGAAGUCUAACAUAGUGCUGAAGAAGCCUGUACUAAAGGACAAGUGGGUCCUGGACCAUGAUGAUAUAGUCCUGGGACAACUCAUUGGACGGGGAAACUUUGGAGAAGUGUACAGUGGUCAAUUACGUUCUGAUAACUCUCCUGUAGCUGUGAAAUCCUGUAAAGAGAACCUUGCACCAGAGCACAAGAACAAGUUUCUGAUGGAGGCCAGGAUCCUGAAGCAGUACAACCACCCAAACAUUGUCCGUCUGAUUGGUGUGUGCACUCAGAAACAGCCCAUCUACAUCAUCAUGGAGCUCAUUCAAGGUGGAGAUUUUCUUUCCUUCUUGCGGCGUGACAGUCACAGCCUGAAAACAAAGGUGUUAGUCAAAAUGACUGAAAAUGUUGCAUCUGGCAUGGAGUACCUGGAGAGCAAGAAGUGCAUCCACAGGGACCUGGCAGCCAGAAACUGUCUAGUUGCAGAGAACAACGUGGUGAAGAUCAGUGACUUUGGGAUGUCCCGUCAGCAGGAUGAUGGCGUCUACUCUGCAGAGGGUGGCCUCAGACAGGUCCCUGUCAAAUGGACGGCUCCUGAAGCCUUAAACUAUGGUCGUUUUACUACAGAGAGUGAUGUGUGGAGCUUUGGCGUCUUACUUUGGGAGACUUUCUCCAUGGGAAUGACACCUUACACGAGCAUGUCCAACCAACAGACGAGAGAAGAGGUGGAGAGGGGAUACCGUAUGCCUGCUCCACACAGCUGCCCUGUGGAAAUUUCCAAUAUGAUGAGCAGUUGCUGGCAGUACGAUGCCAGAAACAGGCCAUCUUUCAAGAAACUUCGGACUGAGCUCAGAGCCCUUCACAACAAAAUGACAUGA
Molecule: messenger RNA, 2559 nt
Organism: Cheilinus undulatus (humphead wrasse)
Lineage: Eukaryota; Metazoa; Chordata; Actinopteri; Labriformes; Labridae
Gene: fes
Product: FES proto-oncogene, tyrosine kinase
Exons: 18
Coding region: 85-2559 (824 amino acids)
Biological process (GO): cell adhesion; chemotaxis; peptidyl-tyrosine phosphorylation
Molecular function (GO): ATP binding; non-membrane spanning protein tyrosine kinase activity
Source: RefSeq, a predicted model, not a curated record